Molecule: messenger RNA, 3762 nt
Organism: Heterocephalus glaber (naked mole-rat)
Lineage: Eukaryota; Metazoa; Chordata; Mammalia; Rodentia; Bathyergidae
Source: RefSeq, a predicted model, not a curated record
CGGGGAGGCCUGGAUAAUUUAACCCGCGAGAACCGCUGGUGGGAAACACUGGCGGGCGCCGGUGAGCGCGUAGUCCCCUGCUUGCCCAGCAGCUGCCACUUUCCUAAUGACCAUGAUAGUGUUUGUCCGGUUCAACUCCAGCCAUGGUUUCCCAGUGGAGGUAGAUUCUGAUGCCAGCAUCUUCCAGCUCAAAGAAGUGGUUGCUAAGCAACAGGGGGUUCCAGCUGACCAGCUGCGUGUGAUUUUCGCAGGGAGGGAGCUUUGGAAUGACUUGACAGUGCAGAACUGUGAUCUGGAACAACAAAGCAUCGUUCACAUUGUGCAGAGGCCGGGAAGGAAAGAUCAGGAAACAGAUCCAACUGGAAGGGAAAAGACCAGAAAUACUUUGGGAGCCUCUUCCAGGGAGUCCAAGAGCUUGACACGGGUGGACCUCAGCAGCUCCAUCCUGCCAGCAGAUUCUGUGGGUCUGGCUGUCAUUCUGGACACUGACAGCAGGAAUGAUUCAGCAGCAGUCAAAAGCCCAGGGUCCAUCGUGCUGGGAAGAUGUCUUGAUUCCAAACCAGAUGAGUGGUGAAUGCCAAUCUCCAGGCUGCCCUGGGACUACAGCAGAAUUUUUCUUUAAGUGUGGAGCACACCCAACCUCUGACCAGGACAAAUCAGUGGCUUUGAAUCUAAUAACAACCAACAGCCGGGACAUCACUUGCAUAGCAUGCACAGAUAUCAGGAGUCCUGUCCUGGUUUUCCAGUGUAAUCACCGCCAUGUGAUUUGCUUAGACUGUUUCCACUUGUACUGUGUAACUAGACUCAAUGAUCGGCAGUUCGUCCAUGACCCUGAGCUUGGCUACUCCCUGCCUUGCGUGGCUGGCUGUCCUGACUCCUUGAUUAAAGAGCUCCAUCACUUCAGGAUUCUCGGAGAAAAACAGUAUAACCGGUACCAGCAAUAUGGUGCUGAAGAGUGUGUGCUGCAGAUGGGAGGCGUGCUGUGCCCUCGCCCUGGCUGCGGAGCAGGGCUGCUGCCUGAGCAGGGCCAGAAGAAAGUCACCUGUGAAGCGGUCAGCAGCCUGGGCUGUGGGUUUGUCUUUUGCCGGGACUGCAAGGAAGUAUACCACGAAGGAGAAUGCAGCCCCCUAUGUGAAGCCUCAGGAGCAGGUGCUCAGGCCUACAGAGUGGAUGAGAGAGCUGCUGAGCAAGCGCGCUGGGAAGAAGCCUCCAAGGAAACCAUCAAGAAAACAACCAAGCCCUGCCCUCGCUGCAGUGUGCCAGUUGAGAAAAAUGGUGGAUGCAUGCACAUGAAGUGUCCACGGCCCCAGUGCAGGCUCGAGUGGUGCUGGACCUGCGGCUGUGAGUGGAACCGCACCUGCAUGGGCGACCACUGGUUCGAUGUGUAGCAGGCACAGUGGAGCGCACGUCUGGCCACCUGUCCUCUUGGAAGCGCACAGCGUCCUGUCUUCAUUUGCCCCUUUUCCUUCUCUCAAACACUUAAUUUGCGCAUGCGCACACAGACGUACACGCACAAACUCAGACUUCAAGUUCUUCCCAAAAAUCACAAAAGCAAAAUUACAGAAGUUGCUAGGUCCCUUUCACUGCAUCCAUAGAAAACAGCAAAGCCAAAUCUGACACCAGCAAGAGGCAUUUUCAGGCCCAAGAUCAUACAAGCACCAGCGCACAAAAUAAAGAUGAACCCAUUGUUUUGAAUGGACUGCUUUUCUUGCCUGAAUUCAAGUCAGGCUGGAUCAGGACAUAGAGCAAUUUCUCAGGUUUAAUUUCCUUCAUUUUACCUUCAGCAAGUACUGUGCAGAAGCCACUGGCAAGGUGGGCAGUAGUUUGAGAGGACUCUCACCAGUAGCAGUAUGCGAGAUUGACUGCUGUGAAUCCUCAGAACUAUGUUCAUGGCUGUCAGAGCAAUGUUCUUAUUUAAAUUUUCACAUAGCAUUUCUGCACAAAGAGCCCUAGGCAAUAGUCAAGAGUAUUUGUUUACCCCCAAGAAUUCUAUCUUUAUAAACUGUGCCUAUGAAAUAGUGACUAUGCACAAAUUAGCUUGUCAAUUAAGUGAGAAAUUACAAAAGCUAAUUUGAGUGUUGAAUAUGGAAAUUACAGAGAAGAAAGCAAAACUCAAUGUGCUUUCAUUCCAUUUAAUUAUUUGCAACUUUAUUAAGAAAUUGUUUUCCUGAAAAUAUUACAAAAUCUACGAUUUGAUUUUAAGUGUGUGUUUUGCAGCUUGGGAAUUUAGCUAGUAUGUUUAUGGUCAAUCUAAAUGUAAUGGAUAAAGUGCUGUAAAUGAGACACUUUUAGGCAUGAUUUCAUAAUGAUAGUCAUUGUUGACAAAAGUGCAGGUUAUUAAACAGACUCCUUAAAGAGGGACAUUUCCAGAGCUAAGUGAAAAUGCACUCGACCCUCUCCCGCAGGCCCAGGAGGGUGCACGCUUUCUCCACACCCCUCCCUUCCCCAGGCUGCAAGACCCCGCCCUGCCCACCACCCCCUCCCAGAGGGUUCCUGUAAAUGGAGCUUUUUGCAGAGGACAGUAAACCACACUAGAAUAUUCCUCAGGUUAACAUGCAUUGAAUUUGAGGGUGAUCAAGUUUGCAACACAUCAAAAAAAAAAAAAAUGGACACUGUGAAAUGCAUUUCUGCUGCACAGUUCAUAGAUGAAAAAGUGUAACCACUGCCUUUUGUUCUCACUGAGCUGUGACUUCCCAAGAAGAUGGUGAAUGUGCUGAGGUCAUACUGUGUGUCACUGGCACACAGAGUCCCUUCUGCAGCUGGAGACCUGGAAACUCUGAAAUCGGUACCCAGGCUCCCCUUUUAGACUUGCUGUUACAGGUCCUUGCUGGUGGAGAAGGGAUAACUCAGGAACUUUCCAGGUCAUGUUCCAAGGGCAUUUAUUUCUACUUCCCUACCCAUCUCAGCUAGUCCAUGUAUCCACGACUCCCAGCCAUCCAAGGAACAUUCUGCCCUCUGUUCCCCUCAUGGGUACCACACUGGGGUAAGACAGGUUUCUGUGGCUGCCACAUCACCACAAACAGCCUGAUGUGGCUUUACCCUGUUAGAAAACCCAGCCGCUCCAAUAGAGUCCCAGGUUGUCAGACUGGUCCAGAUCCGAAAUGUCAUACAAAAAUGAUGGGAUGCAGUUUCAGGAAAAGAAAGGCACCAGCGAGAGCCCAGGUUUCACAAAGAAAAGCGGAUGUACUGAGCCUGACCCCAAUCAGGGCUUGAAUUUGCGUCAUGGACAAUCCCAGCUCCUUGUGCUGACCCAGUGUGGCUAAUCAGGUGACACCCUACUGUCACGUGGGGGGCCGCCUCACAGCGUUUUGCAUAAGUGGCAGUGUGUUCUUUUCAAGUGGUUUCCAUAUGGCCUCCUAAAUCUGCAUGGUGUGUUGGGUUUGUGUGGCCAAAACAAGGUCUGCUGCUGUGAGUUUCUGGUACCACAGAAGUAUGGUGCUGUGUGGCUUCUAGCGGUCUUUUGCCUUUUCGGUGAUGGCCUUUUUCCUUCCUCCUUUUCUUCCUUCUUUCUUUUUUUUUCAGAAUAAAAUAGUGAUUCUUAAAAUAACUUUAAAAAAAAAGCCACUAUGUAUGAACAUGAAUCACAGUAUUAUUUGUGAUCAAACAAUAUUAUUUGAGCAUGCACUGUGUAAUAAAACAUGAUCAUAUCAAAAGAUGCAAAUAAAAUCUUUGCAGAAAAAUUUUUAUUUUUCUCUACCGUUAAAUAUCUGAUGAUUGUGGUUAAGGUUUUACUCAAGUUGCCAAUAAAAAGCAUUAAAAGAA